This is a messenger RNA of Rattus rattus (black rat), 2371 nucleotides long. It is a transcript of the gene Dmac1, whose product is annotated as distal membrane arm assembly complex 1. The transcript is spliced from 2 exons. The coding region runs from base 42 to 377 and encodes 111 amino acids. NCBI's taxonomy places the organism in Eukaryota, Metazoa, Chordata, Mammalia, Rodentia, Muridae. The record is from RefSeq and is a predicted model, not a curated record.
AUUUCAAAGCGAAUGAUCGGAAGGUUGUGCCCUCUUUUGAUAUGGGUUCCUCGUUUUCGAGUAACAGUGAGUUUCCUGCUCAGGGCUCCACAGCUGCGCUCACAGCUUCUUCCUCAAACCCACCCGCGAAAGCCGCCGUGUCGGCCUCCUCCGCACAGGACCCCGUGUUAAAGAACUGCUGGAGUUGUCGCGUGCUGUCUGGCUGUACGCUCUUAGGGGCGGGUACCUACGUCUACUUUGUUGCCAGGCGGCCCUUGAAGCAAGGAUUCCCUCCUGGCCCAGGCACCGUGGUGCAGAUGGUCACCGGCAUCAGUAUUGCCUGUUGGGGUGUAAUUGUUCUGAUAGACCCCAAAGGGAAGGACCACCAAGAUGUUUGAAAAUACCAGCAGUUCAUUGUUGUCUCCUAUCACUGGCUGCGCGGCAGACAGAACAAGCAUUGGGUUGGUGGAUAUUCUUUGCACACACUGCCAAGGAUGCGCUUAACCAUAGGACAUACCAAGAAGACCGUGAAAAUAUGAGCUGUCAUUCUUUGGCCAUGGAUCCUCUCAGGUUAUAAAGGGACAAAUAAAUCCCUUGGAAGAAAACAUGAUUCUCUGUCUUGUCCAGGGAGGUUAUGUGUAGUUCAAUUUAUACUCAAAGAUAACGUUUUGAGAACAUAUUAAAAUGGGAUGAAUGGUAGACCAAUAAUGAAAUAAACUAUUUUUUUUAAAAUAAUAAGUAGUUCUUUUAAUUUUUCUUAUCAUAUCAACAGCUCUUGGCAACCUAACCUUGAUAAUUACAUGGAAGUUGUUCAUGCUUUCCAAAGUUUCAAGUCCAUCACUGAAUGAGAGCUGCUGAUUUGUUAUUUCAUCUGUAAGCCUUGGACUUAGCUAUUGGGUUUGAUUUGGUGGCUGAUCAGCUCAGUGAUGGAGUGAGGUUUUCUUCGUAGUUCUGUCUUCACAGCGGGGUUACUGUCAAAAAGGCAGGAGUUCUUUAUACAUUAAAUGUUAAUACAUAGUUAAAGAUGUAAAUGACAAAAUAUUUGAGAAAAAUUCCAUAAGAAAUCUGUUGAUGGCUUUUUUAAUAGAUAUUUAGGAUGGAUUCAUAAGGGCUUAAAAAUUGUAAGAGAAAGGUGUGCUUAGGCUUCUCUGCAAGUGUAUGUUUAAGUGGUUCUUCAAAGCAGAAAGGCACUAUUAAAUUAAGUACCGAUCAAUAAGUUUUGAGUACUGUUUUAAGCAGUUAUAUUUUUCCACUGGAACCUGUACAUGCUGGGAAAUCCCAUCUGCCCUCCUUCCCCCAACGCUGCCUGCACUGGGAAAACUGACAAAGAAUGGCACCCAAGGCCCAGUUGUAUGUGUCUGGCAGCCAGUGCAACCUGCCUUUCUGACACGGUGAUCCCACUCAAGUGCCCAGUAGCCAUACAUGGGCACAGCCCCAGCUCCUGACUGACACAUCAUCCCCUGAGGUCUAUAAAACCUGACUGCCUUAGCUCUGACUGCAACUCCUAAAAGUCUGGUCUUUGGGACUAAAGAACCCACAGGGAGGAGUGCCCUGCACUUACUUGCUUUUAAUCGGGUCUAAUCUGGCCUAUAUUUGUAUCACCAAGAGAGAAAAUACUUAGUGAUUUUUUUUUAGUUCUACAGAUGAAUGUGAAUUAUUUUGAUUGUACCUCUCCUGUUAUUCUUCUGACUGCAUUACUAUAUUACUACUUCCUUUCAACACAUUCCCCUCUUGUCUUUUUUUUUGUGGGAUUUUUGUUGUUUUUGUUUUGUUUUUAUGAGACUGGAUUUAGUUAGGAUUACUUGCAUAAGUGUAGGUGGUAGUGUUAACAAAAUAAUGAAGUGAGUUUUAGGUUUUGGCUUUUUUGGUUGUUUCUGGGUGCAUCUAAAAACUGAUUAUAAUGGUACCUUUUAUUCAUUUAUCUAUUUGUGGUUUUGUUUUUCAACCUGAGGGUAGAGUUUUUUGGGAAGAAGAACCUCAAUUUAAAAAAAAAAAAAAAAAAAAGUCCCCCUGUAGAUUGCCUAGAGGUAAAUCUGGGGCAUUUUCUUGAUUAAUGAUUCUGUGGGAAGGGCCAGCCCACUGUGGAUAGUACCACCCCUCACAGGUAGUCCUGAACAGUAUUAAAAAGCAGGCUGAGCAAACUAAGGGAAGCAACACAGCAACAUUCUCCAAGGUUAGGGAUUCAGUUCCUGCUUUCAGGUCCCUGCCUGAGUUCAUACUUUGAUUUACUGAUGAUGGGCUGUAGUCUGUAAACCAAAUAAACCCUUUUCUCCACAAGUUGAUUGUCAUGUUUUGUCACAGCAGUAGAAACCAUUAUUGAGAUAAGUAAAUUUGAAAAUAACAUAUAUACCUUAGUCUACAAUGCUACUAAUAAAAAUGGUUAUAUUCAUCA